Messenger RNA from Microthlaspi erraticum, 660 nucleotides. The record is from the annotation of a GenBank genome assembly. Lineage: Eukaryota; Viridiplantae; Streptophyta; Magnoliopsida; Brassicales; Brassicaceae.
AUGAUGGCUGAGAUACUGAGAAACCAAGGAAGAGAAGUGGAGAGACAAAGAGAAGCUUAUAGAGUUGAAUCCACAAUAAUUCAAGAUUACUUUGGAGAUUUGAUUCCAAGUUUCCAAGAAGAAGUAAACUUUGUUGGAAUAGAUGGAUCAGCACAUAGAGAAGAAGCUUGGAAAGGAGAGCAUGAUGUUUUUACUCAAGAAUCACCCAAUGAGAAGAGGGAUGUUCAUGGAGGAAGAAAUUAUCAGCAACCACCUCACAAGAGAAGAAUGGAGCCAAGGAGCAAUUUUGAAGAUUUGAUAACUUUCAUCAAGAGUUCUCAUAGAGAGCACACAGCCUUGAUUGAUGAGAGAUUGGAGUCAGCCUUCACGAGAUUGAAUGAGAAGUUGGAUUCUAUUUCUUCUUUCACAAGAGACUUGGAUCUUAGAGUUGCCAACAUAGCCAGCUCUAUUAAGAGAGAAGAAGGUGUGCUACCAGGAAAAGUGGAAAUCAAUCCAAGGAGAGCAGCUGUAGCAGCUAUCACUCUUAGGAAUGGAAAAGGGUAUGAGCCGCCAGCAUACCCAGAUCAAGAGGAAGCAAAGCCGCCAAUCAAGAAGAAACCAAUGGAGUAUGUCAUUAUUGGAGAUGGACUGAACCACCUAAGGAAGUCCAUGUCAGAAUAG